This is a messenger RNA of Paramuricea clavata, 2901 nucleotides long. The record is from the annotation of a GenBank genome assembly. Lineage: Eukaryota; Metazoa; Cnidaria; Anthozoa; Malacalcyonacea; Plexauridae.
AGAAACCAAAACAAAAAAAGAUGUCUGCGAGCGAACCUCCCUCUCCAAGCAGCAACGGUUUCGAUGAAUGGCAAAGUAUUGAUGAAAGAAAUGGCUCUGACAAAAGUUCCAACAGUGGCAGUCAGAAUUCAUCUAGUUGGUAUUUAGUUCAGGUGAGUUUUAGCUUGCUAGCUCGCGUUGUAUUUUGUAUUUUCGAUGUAUUAAUUACAAGUAUAAUUACAGUUAAAUUAAUACCAAAUACUUAGAAUAUUAUAGUUUGAAUGUUAGUUUACACGUAUGGCGUUGUGUACAGUAUAAUUUGUACUUUGAUAAGCAAGUUUUACACUAGCGAAGGUGGACAAUGCCAUAAAUAUUCAAAUUGAUAGAAUGAAACAAAUAGUUAAUUGACUAUAAAAUAUAUUCUAUAUUUAAAAUACAAACGUAAAAACGCACAUUUUCUAAGAAAACCUUCAAGUAGAGCUGUAGCAAUGCUGUUCCAACAACUUGUCAACAGGAUGUGUUCGCACUGCUUGUUCCCAGCUAGUUGACAAGAUGUCGACGGCUUGUUGACAACUUGCUACAAGGUUGUUGAGCUCAACAGAUUUGUUACAAGUUGUUGUUAUCGCCCUGCAAUUCAAGAAUUUGUCAACAAGUUGUGAGUGACAACCUUGUAGCAACUUGAUGAAAUAACAGCAUUGUUACAACUUGUUGACAAGCUUGCUACAAGCCUGUUGCGAACACAUCUUAUUGAAACGAUAUGAGAUUUUUAUGUGAUUGUUUUUAUGCCAAUCAAUGGGUUGAAUACAAGUCAAUUCUUCUUGUUCAGGACUCGUCGUCAGUGGUGGAUAUGGCCGAGACAGAUGAACUUCAGUCAGAGACCAUCAUUGACAUUGAAAGGUACAUAUAGACAAUCUCAAAGAUUUGAUGUCUCAGGGCCUGUAAUUUAUAUGACCCCAGAUGGUCACAAAACUCUUUACAUGGCAUUGCAAUCUAACGUGCCCCACUUUAUCACGGCCUAACUAUACAUGUGACAAUAGACUUUUCCCCUUUUGAGUGAAAUUCUGAUCUGGAGAAGUCUGGACAAAAAUUUCAUCACAGCUUGAAAGAGCAUCACAAAAUUAGUGAUAUUCCGAAGUUUCGUUGCAAAAUGUUGUAAAAUGUGGAUAAUAUAGCCCUGCGAAGUUUGCCGUUUUUCAGUCAUUUUGUAUUACGCACGGGAAAUUGAUACCUUUUUUCAGAAAGCGGUAUCAAUCUCCCGUGCGUAGUACAAAAUGACUGAAAAACGGCAAACUUUGCAGUGCUAUUAUCUGCAUUUUACAACAUUUCGUAAUGAAACUUUCAAGCCGUGAUGAAAUUUUUGUCCAGAUCAAAAUUUUGUUCAUUAGGUAAUAGGUCCAUUCACCUACUUUUUAUCAUGCUCUAACUAUAUACAUGUGACAAUUAACAUUUGUUUCUGUAUUAAUUAUGGUUUAAUGAGUUUUAACGAUGAUAUUUAGUUCGGAUGAUCAAGCUCGUCCACAUUCAGCGAUGUCAGAAAAUGAAUUCAUUAACAGAAUGCGGGAACACAUGGCUGAGGAAGUCGGAGGAUAUGUAUGUUCACAAUGUUAAUUUUAAUUUUUUUUUAAAAUUUAACAAUGUUUGAAAUAUUUACUAAAUAGUAUAUUUAUGUACAUAUUUAAUAAGGAGAAAAUGUUCUCGAGUGAGAUAUAUCAUGAUUUCCAGACAGCACAGUAGAAAACUUUCCCUACCACGGCUGUAUUUCGAACCCACGACCUUCGAAAUACUUGAUCCACGCUCUACCAACUGAGCUACACUGGAAAUUAUGAACUAUAUACUGAAUGUCAUAAACAUACUUGUUUAUAUUAAUUCGGUUAGUUAACUAGUAUUGUUCGAUGCUGAAUUAAUAAUAUAAACGAGUAUGUUUAUGACCUCUAUCUGUUUGUUUGUCUGUCUGUUUGCUCAGGGGUAGAUAGAUUUGGAAAGCCAGCAAUAGCAGCAUUUUAUUUCAUUGAUUAUAUCAACUUUUACUUGUGUAGGUUUGGAAUGCUAGUAAACAAACAGCAAAGAGAGCGUUUGAUCUGUAUGCAAAUAUUGACAUUCUACGACCUUACUUUCAUGUGGAACCUCACGAAGUGCGAGAAAGGUAAAUAUAUAUUCGACUUUCCACUUACAAGCGAUAAAAUCUUGAACGGUUUGUACCAGUGUAGGUAUAGAAUUAAAUACAAACUGCAGAGUUUUGUAGGAAAUAUAACUAGAAGGCCCUUUGUCACGCUACGCUGUUUUUCAGAUAUCUCCAAUAGCUGUUAUAUCAUUGAUUUUUUCUUUUAGGUUAAUCACCUCAAUGAUGCCACAAGUACCAAAACAGACUUCGCCUGUGGUAAGAUUUAAAUCUAAAUUCAAAAGUAGUCUUCCAUAGAACAGAUGGGCGGUUGCCUGAUUGGACGGCCGCCUCAGUCGUAACAACAUUCGUUUCUUGCAGACCGUGAAUGGUGAGCUGUAUGGUCCGUUGAUGUUGGUUCUAACUCUCAUUGCAAUCCUUCUAUUUUCAAUGAAAUCUUCUGGUCACACGGUGGUGAGUUGCAUUGUUUGAAAUGUUGCACAACUCAAUAAUAAAGGAACAAAUAAAUGAAGACGACCAUACGAUUUAAUUAACAUAUUUAUACAUUUCAUUCUAGCAAGAGGGAACGCUCAUUGGAACAGCUUUUGUCGUGUGCUUUGGUUAUUGGUUGGGAGCUUCGUGUAUUUUUAAACUUGUCGCUCAUGUUUGCAACACGCAUCUGACGACACUGCAAAUCUUCUCUCUCACGGUAAGAAGAAUGUUGGGAUAGUAGCGUUGCAGACUGCAGGGGAGAGUGGGCAGUAAGGCUUUGAGGGAACACCACCUCAUGGAAACCAUGCACCCCUCCUUACAGACGAGGCUAG